CUGAGUUGUGUUGGUGUUGUUAUAGUAACAGAAAGAGAUCUUCAGUACAGAUGACAUCAUCAUACAUCUGGAGGUGGAGUCAGAAGCUGAUGCUGUGAUAUUUUUUUUAAUGUAUUGCCUUAUUGCUGAAUGAACACACACGCACACCUGUGUGAAAACAGAUGUGUAUCACCUGUUUCCUACAUGAAGGUGUGUGUCACAGAGACAGUUUGAUAAGCUCCGCCCCCUGUCUUGAAGAUGAGGGAAAAGCUCCAGCUUCACCUCUGACAGUUACACAGCACUGACACUGGAGACUCCUUCCUCACAUCCACACAGUGGAGUGUGUGUGCUGUACAUGUCCCUGUGAAGGAGCUGUUCCUAUGGAAAUGAUAAGGUAUCAGAGCGAGGUCAUUAAUAUAAAGUUGCACUCCAGUCAAAGCUACUGAUAGAGAGAAUUAAUCACCUUAUCCACCAAUCAGAAUUAAUCGCCCCCUGAUCCACCAAUCAGAAUGAAUCACCACCUGAUCCACCAAUCAGAAUUAAUCACCCCCUGAUCCACCAAUCAGAAUGAAAUCAACUGAUCCACCAAUCAGAAUUAAUCACCACCUGAUCCACCAAUCAGAAUUAAUCAACUGAUCCACCAAUCAGAAUUAAUCACCACCUGAUCCACCAAUCAGAAUUAAUCACCUCCUGAUCCACCAAUCAGAAUUAAUCGCCCCCUGAUCCACCAAUCAGAAUUAAUCACCUCCUGAUCCACCAAUCAGAAUUAAUCGCCCCCUGAUCCACCAAUCAGAAUUAAUCACCUCCUGAUCCACCAAUCAGAAUUAAUCAACUGAUCCACCAAUCAGAAUUAAUCGCCCCCUGAUCCACCAAUCAGAAUUAAUCACCCCCUGAUCCACCAAUCAGAAUUAAUCGCCCCCUGAUCCACCAAUCAGAAUUAAUCACCUCCUGAUCCACCAAUCAGAAUUAAUCACCACCUGAUCCACCAAACAGAAUUAAUCACCCCCUGAUCCACCAAUCAGAAUGAAAUCAACUGAUCCACCAAUCAGAAUUAAUCACCUCCUGAUCCACCAAUCAGAAUGAAAUCAACUGAUCCACCAAUCAGAAUUAAUCACCUCCUGAUCCACCAAUCAGAAUUAAUCACCUCCUGAUCCACCAAUCAGAGUGCAGAACAAUGAAGAUUAAAGAUAAAGGUGAUGUUGAAUUGUUUAUUUAACAUAUGUGAUUAAUUGAUAAUUAUAAUCAUUUUUAGAGGCCAACUACGUUGUAACCAGCUGGACUAGCGGAUCAAGCUAGCUUAACUCAGCUGAAACCUGGUUGUCAUGGUAAUGCCGGAAGCUGUUCUGACAGCAGGGGCAGUUCUGAUAUAGAAAUCCCUGUGUCUAAUGUGAGUUAGUUUAAGCUAAUGAAAGGGAUUGCCGGAGCAGGUGGGGACGUGUCCAAAUGUCCAUAUUCAUGCAUAUUUAUAGCUCCUUGUAUUAAUAAUGAGGCUGAAUAUCUAAAGAUGUAACUGGGGUGAUUGUUAUGUAGAGGCAUACUAAAGCUUCAAUUCUAUGCAGACUAAUUUGACACCUUCAGGCGGAUUUUAAAACUACAGCCAUGAUGCUAAAAUCACAUGCUAAUCUGCUAAGCAUGGAAACCAUGUUUCAGGAUUUAACCGUUAUUUGUACAGACAUGUUGCAUAAACAGCAACUGUUUUAAGGGAACUUCCCAUAAGACGUCUGAGAAUGAAGAACACGUGUGUGUUUGUCUCUGUGUGUGUGUGGUUUGUGUUAGAUUUGAGAAGUUUCAAAACUUCCUGUUUUUGCACCUGAUCUCUAAACUGAGAACAGGAAGCAGAGCAGGAGCUGAAAACAUCAGCGCUCAUAACACGCUGUAAUGCACACUAAUUAGUGCUGCUCUCAGCACCGGCUGAAGAAACAAUGAGUGACUCUGUGGAGAAAAGUUCAGACUCUCCUGCACAGACGGAAAGUUCUGGAGCUGCUGGACUGUUGAACAUCUCUCUUCAGGAGAGGCUGGAUGAUGAGAGUGUGAUCUUUAACGACUCGAGUCUCUCUGAACAGAUCCACUCUGAGCUCCAGGGCCUGCGUCUGGACGACUGCCUCACCGACGUCAUCCUCAGCGUCCAGGAUGAGAAGUUCUCCUGCCACAGAGCCGUCCUCGCUGCCGCUAGCCUCUACUUCAGAGCGAUGUUCUGCACAGACCUGCGAGAGAAACAUGAACAGUGUGUGAACAUUCAGGGAAUCGAUGCAGAGGACAUGAGGAUGCUGCUGGACUACACAUACACUAGCAAAGUACACAUUAGCAAAGACAACGUCCAGAAAACUCUGGAGGCAGCCAGUCUCUUCCAGUUCCCCAGGGUGAUGGAGGCGUGUGCUCGUUUCCUGGCCAGUUCCCUGCACCCGGAGAACUGUGUUGGGAUUCUGCGCCUGGCUGACACACACUCCCUGGUGGAGCUGAAAGCACGUGUGCAAGAGUACAUUGUGCAGAACUUUGGGCAUGUGGUGAAGCAUGAUGAGGUUCUGGAGCUGCCGUUGGACGUGCUGAUGGAGCUGCUGCAUAGAGACGAGCUGGCUGUGAGCGACGAGGAGUGUGUGUAUGAGGCGGCCAUGCGCUGGGUGAAGGCGUGUCACACCGAGCGCCUGCCCUCCCUGGCCCGGGUUCUCGCUCACGUGAGACUACCGCUGCUAGAACCCUGCUACUUCCUGGAGAAGGUGGAGAGCGACGCCAUGAUCCGCUCGUGCACUGAGGUUUUCCCACUUCUACAGGAGGCUCGAGCUUAUCACCUGUCCGGGAGUGAGGUGAUUUCAGAGCGCACUAAGCCCCGCCUUCAUCAGUACCAGUCAGAGGUGUUUGUGAUCAUCGGGGGCUGCACUAAAGAUGAGAAGUUUGUUUCGGAGGUGACGUGUCUGGACCCCCUGCGGCGGAGUCGACUGGAGGUGGCCAAACUGCCCGGGACUGACACCGAGUCAGAGAGCGAAGCUAGGAAGUGGGUGGAGUUUGCCUGCGUCACCUUCCGAAAUGAAGUGUACCUCUCAGGUGGUAAAGAGACACAGCACGACGUGUGGAAGUACAACGCUUCACUGAAUAAGUGGAUCCAGGUGGAGUACCUGAGCACAGGGCGCUGGAGACAUAAGAUGGCCGUGGCAGGGGGGAAGGUGUAUGUGAUGGGGGGAUUCGACGGUGUUCAGAGACUCAGCAGUGUGGAGGCGUAUGACCCCUUUCACAACAGCUGGGCAGAGGCCGCUCCUCUGCUCAUCGCCGUCAGCUCGUUUUCCGCCGCCAGUUACGGCAACUGCAUCUACGUCAUUGGUGGUGGACCAAACGGAAAACUGGCCACCAACAGCCUGCAGUGUUUUGAAGCAGCUAUGAAUAAAUGGACGCAAAAAAGCCCGAUGCCCAUUGACGCUAAAUGCACCAACGCCGUCACCUUCAGGGACUCCAUCUACAUCGUGGGCGGGGCGAUGAAGGCAUUGUUCAGCUACAGUCCAGACACGGACGUGUGGACGUUGGUCACUCAGCUGGGCGGUGAGAGAGCGAGUUGUGGUCUCUCAGCAUGCUGUAAUAAACUCUUCAUCACUGGAGGGAGGGACGACAAGAAUAGUGUCAUCGCCACGGUGCUCUGCUGGGACCCGGACAAGAGGACGCUGACGGAGGAGUGUGUGCUGCCGCGCGGCGUCUCUCACCACGGCAGUGUGACGCUCAGGAAGUCCUACACACACAUCCGCAGGAUCGCACCCACACACACCGAGUGACAUCAUCACCACGUUUACACUGAACUGACCAAAACCCAAAACACUGC
Molecule: messenger RNA, 3781 nt
Organism: Hemibagrus wyckioides
Lineage: Eukaryota; Metazoa; Chordata; Actinopteri; Siluriformes; Bagridae
Gene: klhl6
Product: kelch-like family member 6
Exons: 7
Coding region: 1902-3734 (610 amino acids)
Molecular function (GO): protein binding
Source: RefSeq, a predicted model, not a curated record